AGACGCAACAAGAUGAAUUUACCUUCCAAAUUUCAUCAAGUUACUAUUACGGACCCGAUAGCCGGCGCGGGCAUUACUUUCACUAUUCCAACCCGUUAUGUCAACCUUAAAUUUUUGAAUGUCGGCGCUCAGGGGAUUGUCGUAAUGGCCGAUGACCUAGUGACAACACAACGCGUAGCAAUCAAGAAGAUGCAACAACCAUUUCUGUUGACAAUGAGUGCAAGGCGAGCAUAUCGAGAAUUUAUACUGCUAACGACUCUGAAACACCCAAAUAUAAUCCGUCUGCUAAACGCUUUCACACCGGAUACUUCACUUUCAUCGUUUCAAGAGGUAUAUCUGGUUAUGGAAUUUAUGACACACAAUCUACACGAGGUGAUACAUCGAUUAAGAUUGGAUCAUGAAACAUUAUCAUUCUUGGUCUACCAGAGUUUGUGCGCAAUCAAGCACCUUCACAAUUUGGGAUUCAUUCAUCGUGACUUAAAACCAUCGAAUAUUGUCGUGAACGAACGUUGUGUGUUAAAAGUCUUAGACUUCGGAUUGGCAAGAAGACGCAACGUGGACAUGAGAAUGUCAGAUUAUGUGGGGACAAGAUACUACAGAGCCCCCGAGGUUAUUUUGGGUCUGAACUAUUCGGAAAAAGUAGACAUUUGGUCAGUCGGAUGUAUACUUGCUGAAAUGAUCAACCAUACCGUUCUUUUCCCGGGCAAAGAUAUACGUGAUCAAUGGACACAAAUUUCUAGUGUAUUAAGAACACCAGACGAUCAUUUCAUUAAUCAAUUAGAACCAAUAGGCGCUGUGUAUGUUCGAUCGUUGCCACAACAUCUAGCACGUGCUUUCAAUGAAAUAGUUCCGGAUUCCAAUUUUCUGCCGGAGACUGAGAACCCGAAGGAUCAUUUGACACUACACAUGGCUCGUGAUCUCCUGUUCAAUAUGUUGAAAAUCAAUCCUGAAGAACGGUAUUCAGUUGAAGAUGCACUUAAUCAUCCAUAUACUAUGGUUCAAGGACGAUGAAGUAAACGCCCCCGCAUCAGAAAUUCCGGACGAUGAGGUUAAUGACAUUGACGAUUGGACUCUUAUUGAAUGGAAACGGCUCAUUUUCAACGAAGUGCAAGGCUAUCAAACCGAUCACGACAUUUUCAAUGAAUAAGAAAUCUUUGCUUUCUCAAAAAAAUUAUGUUUCUUCUGUUUAGCUGCAAAAAUCUGUUUCUAAUAAACUUAAAAAAAAACAA
This is a messenger RNA of Caenorhabditis elegans, 1229 nucleotides long. It is a transcript of the gene kgb-2, whose product is annotated as Stress-activated protein kinase JNK. Lineage: Eukaryota; Metazoa; Nematoda; Chromadorea; Rhabditida; Rhabditidae. The record is from RefSeq and is marked reviewed. Bases 13 to 1011 code for a protein of 332 amino acids. Gene Ontology annotation, cellular component: cytoplasm. Gene Ontology annotation, molecular function: MAP kinase activity; protein serine/threonine kinase activity; protein kinase activity. The transcript has 9 exons.